This is a messenger RNA of Lodderomyces parapsilosis, 315 nucleotides long. It is a transcript of the gene TTR1, whose product is annotated as dithiol glutaredoxin. The record is from RefSeq and is a predicted model, not a curated record. Gene Ontology annotation, biological process: cellular response to oxidative stress. The transcript has a single exon. The coding region runs from base 1 to 315 and encodes 104 amino acids. Gene Ontology annotation, molecular function: glutathione disulfide oxidoreductase activity. Gene Ontology annotation, cellular component: cytoplasm; nucleus. NCBI's taxonomy places the organism in Eukaryota, Fungi, Ascomycota, Pichiomycetes, Serinales, Debaryomycetaceae.
AUGGUUUCUACUCAAACUAAACAAAAAGUUGAACAAUUGAUCAAAGAACAUCCAAUUUUCAUUGCUUCAAAGACUUAUUGUCCAUACUGUGCUCAAACUAAAAAGACCAUUGAAGCUCUUACUAAGGAUGCUUAUAUUCUUGAAUUAGAUGAAGAAUCUGAUGGUGGUGAAAUUCAAGAAGCUUUGGCUGAAUUGACUGGUCAAAAGACGGUACCAAAUGUCUUUAUUGGUGGUCAACAUAUUGGUGGUAACUCAGAUGUUCAACAAUUGAAAUCUGCUGACCAAUUGGAACCAAAGAUCAAAGCUGCUUUAUAA